GGCCCAGCGAGGGGCGGAGGCGGGCGGCGGGGCGGGCCCGCAGCCGCCGGGAGCGGGCGGAAGCGGUGGCGGCCGCCAUGAGCCGGCUGCGGGAAGAGGACGACCCCUACGUGGUGGAGGAGCCCAGCGACGAGGAGCGGGCGCUCAGCAGCUCGGAAGAUGAGGUGGACGUGCUCUUACACGGCACUCCCGAUCAGAAGCGGAAACUGCUACGGGAGUGCCUGACCGGGGAGAGCGAAUCCUCCAGCGACGAUGAGUUCCAGAAGGAGAUGGAGGCCGAGCUCAACACCACCAUGAGAACGAUAGAAGGCAAAUGGAAAUCACCAGAAAUGGGUACUUCCUCAAGUACUGGGCAGACUGGACAUGCCACCACUUCGAAAUACUACGAUGACAUUUACUUUGAUUCUGAUUCAGAAGAGGAAGAUAAAAUGGUUACACAGGAUGCCCAGAAAAAAAGAAAACAUCAGCAACGUCGGAUUCUUUCCAAUGAUGAGCUGUUAUAUGACCCAGAAGAAGACAAUCGAGACCAAGCGUGGGUUGACUUACAGAGGAGGAGGUACCGUAAUCAAAGAAAAGGGCUGCGGCAACAGCAGACAAAACCUUCAGCUGUUCCAAAUAGCGAUGCUGUUCUGAAUUGCCCUGCCUGCAUGACAACGUUAUGCCUGGACUGUCAGAGACAUGAAUCUUACAAAACACAGUACAGAGCAAUGUUUGUGAUGAACUGCUUUGUUAACAAAGAGGAAAUUCUGAAAUACAGAAAGAAGCUAAAUAAAAGAAGUAAGAAAAUGAAGCACAGCAAAGAAACUACCUCUGUACAGUCCAAUCAAGAAGAGGAGGAAGUGUAUCAUCCAGUAUUAUGUACUGAAUGUUCAACUGAGGUGGCAGUGAUGGAUAAAGAUGAAGUUUUUCACUUCUUCAAUGUUCUAGCCAGCCACUGCUAAUAUGCAAAAGCAGCAAAAAAAAAAAAAAGUGCGCUGUUUAAGACAGUGUGAAGUAUCAGAAAUGCAGGCAUGUUAGCAUGUUUAAAAUACGUUCUUUUAAAUGUACAUUUUAAUUAGAGAACUUUAUAGCGGUUGGGUUUUUGACACUUGUUGUAUUCCUUUUUAUGAAAGGAAUAUGGUUAACUGCUUGCAUUUGAGAACAGUAUUCUUUCACGCUGUAGGUGGUUGCAUCAUUGAGGAUUUAAAAUUUUGUAAAUAAAAUGUAAGAUCUGUGUAUUAUGAUCAUUCCCUGUGUAUAUACUGUCCAUUAUCUCAAUAUGUAUUAGAACUGCUGCUUAGAAUAAAGAUGGUAUAAACUGG
Messenger RNA from Cygnus atratus (black swan), 1301 nucleotides. RefSeq names its product E2F associated phosphoprotein (gene EAPP). The record is from RefSeq and is a predicted model, not a curated record. The transcript is spliced from 6 exons. Gene Ontology annotation, biological process: positive regulation of cell population proliferation. Gene Ontology annotation, cellular component: nucleus. Lineage: Eukaryota; Metazoa; Chordata; Aves; Anseriformes; Anatidae. The coding region runs from base 78 to 941 and encodes 287 amino acids.